Messenger RNA from Neurospora crassa OR74A, 1737 nucleotides. RefSeq lists its product as hypothetical. Gene Ontology annotation, cellular component: membrane. Bases 1 to 1737 code for a protein of 578 amino acids. NCBI's taxonomy places the organism in Eukaryota, Fungi, Ascomycota, Sordariomycetes, Sordariales, Sordariaceae. Gene Ontology annotation, biological process: arachidonate metabolic process. The record is from RefSeq and is a predicted model, not a curated record. The transcript has 2 exons.
AUGACAGAAGUCCUCAAUCCACGCCGCCAGCAACAAACCUCCUCCUCCUCCUCAGACUCACCAUCACGAGAACGUCCCCGUCCUCCCGCUCUCAAAACAAGCCACUCCGCUCUGCGCUCCAUCAACCGCCCAUCUAACGUCCGACGAAUAUCCAACCGCGUAUCCAUCGCCGAACCCGCACCCAAGUCCGACUUCGAAACCCAACUCAACGCAGAACCCAUCACAUCUUCCGUCCCUCCAAACCCAGCAACAGACAAUGCCACCAACGCAAAACCUCCACCCGAUAGUAACCUCGCCACAACCGCAAACCCCAUCGCCCACACCGCCUCCACCCUCAAAAUCGCCCAAACCCUGCACUCCUCCCUCUCCUCCCGACUGCAGCUGCACGUCACCACCACGCCCUGGGCAACCCGCAACAUCCUCACCCUCGACGGCGGCGGUAUAAAAGGGUACUCCUCUUUGAUCCUUCUGCGCACACUAAUGCACGAAAUCGCUGCGCUCGAGCAAUCUCUCCACCCACCGGCUUUUUGCUCUGCUGACCCGACGGGAAACGAGAAUUACUACUUUACUGAAUCUGACGAAGCAGAGGAUCGUCACUUUUAUAGUGGUGUCGGGACGGAAAUGGGGAUGGAGAUGCUGGACUGCGAGAGGGCGGGGAAGCUAAGAAAGGGAAAAAGGAAAGUGCAAGUGGGUGAGUUAAAGGUCGAUGUCCCACAGGGGACAAUGAGACAGGGGGAGUACUUGCCUAGUCAUUAUUUUGAUUAUAUUGCGGGCACGUCGGUGGGGGGGUUGAUUGCGAUUAUGCUGGGGGUGAUGGAACGGACGGUGGAAGGGUGUUUGGAGGAGUUUAGGAAUGGAGGAGAGGGAAGGAGUAGUAGAAGGGAUGGGAGGGGGUUGCCGGUGUUGUUUUUGGAGAUGGAGGAGGAUGCAGCUGCUGCAGCGGAGGAGGAGGAGGAGGAGAAGCAGGUUGAUGUGGGCGAUGGAGGGAGUCAAAGUCAAAAGAGGGAGGCGGAAAGCAGCAGCAGGGCGGAAGGAAGAAGAAGAAGAAGGAGGGUGAUUAGUUUCCCGGGUUUGAGCGGCACUUUGGAGAUUCCGCUGCCGGGGUUUCAUGGUGGUGCGGAUGCCUCUAGGGAGAAGGAUAAGAGGAGGACGACGUGGCCGACCAAGAAGAGUAGAGCGUGGUUUGACACGUUUGCCAAGUUCAGUGUGACUAGUACGGACUUGACUGGUGCUGGGACUGGGACUGGGACUGGGAGCGGGAACAAUACCGUUGCCUCACGAGCAAUCGUUAGCGACAGCGAGGAUACUUCGCCGACGACCAAACGGGCGGAUACGAACAACACCGUCGCCUCCAGUUGCUCGAACACGACAACCAGCAGUCCGACCUCGUCGAUUUCUUUCAAGAAAACAUCCUUUCAAUGCCAGACCCUGGCCUGGUGCAGCGAGAUCGACGCGGCCACUCCCACAGAACGACACCCUUAUGCGUUCUGCACGUACGAAGAAGUCCUCGUGGCCGACGGUUCCGACGAAGAAGGCAAAGUCCCUUCGAUCCCCGAAGUUGCCAAAGCCAUCACCACCCCUUCGGACUCUUCACAAUUCAAGCCGUUCAAGCUCCCCGCCAUCGGCCAAUUCGUCGACGGCAGCAAGGAAAUCCGCGACCCGACUCUGCCGGUCCUCAAGGAGAUUUCUUCCCUGUUAGGCGUCGACGCCCACGGAACGUUGGCUCUCCGCCAAUAA